UAUUUUUGUGCCUCAAAUAACUACCGGAUCUCUCAUUCAUUGUGUAUGUGUUUGUAUGUAUGAAAAACUUAAUACUAAAAACUAAUAGUCAAACGGGUUGUCUAUCAAUCUAUAACUAUUGGAAACUUUCAAACUUGAAAAUCAACGUUAAGUUUGAAGACGUUGUCUCUCUUUUAGUCUCUCAGUCUCUCUCUCUCUCCUCUUAAGUCCAUAAAACUGAUCCAAACGUCUACUACUGAGGAGUUCAUCAUCUCUGCUAAUAUUUGAUAUAUUUUUUUUGACCAACAAAUUAAUCGGUAAAAAACACGAUGCGUGAGAUCGUCCACAUUCAGGCCGGACAGUGCGGCAAUCAGAUCGGCGCUAAGUUUUGGGAAGUAAUCAGCGAUGAACACGGCAUCGACCCGACCGGCCGAUACAAUGGCGACAGUGAUCUACAAUUGGAGAGAAUCAAUGUCUACUAUAACGAGGCGUCGAUGGGUGUGUAUGUACCGCGAGCUAUACUACUGGAUCUGGAACCGGGAACAAUGGACGCGGUCAGAUCGGGUUCGUUCGGCCAACUGUUCCGUCCCGAUAACUAUAUUUUCGGCCAAAGCGGUGCCGGCAAUAACUGGGCCAAAGGUCACUAUACGGAAGGCGCCGAACUGGUCGACACUGUGCUGGACGUUGUCCGCAAAGAGGCCGAAGGUUGCGACUGUCUUCAAGGCUUUCAAUUGGCCCAUUCGCUCGGUGGCGGAACCGGUUCAGGAAUGGGUACUCUAUUGAUAUCGAAGAUUCGUGAGGAAUAUCCCGAUCGUAUAAUGAAUACAUUCAGUGUUAUGCCGUCACCUAAAGUAUCCGAUACAGUGGUCGAACCAUACAAUGCCACACUAUCUGUCCACCAAUUGGUCGAAAAUACAGACGAAACCUAUUGUAUUGAUAACGAAGCUCUCUAUGAUAUUUGUUUCCGUACUCUUAAGCUACCGAAUCCAACCUAUGGUGAUCUCAAUCAUUUAGUUUCGGUUACAAUGUCCGGUGUUACGACUUGUCUGAGAUUUCCCGGCCAAUUGAAUGCCGAUUUGCGUAAAUUGGCCGUAAAUAUGGUUCCUUUUCCACGAUUGCACUUUUUUAUGACUGGUUUUGCUCCGUUGACAUCUCGUGGCUCACAAAUGUAUCGGGCGUUGACUGUUCCCGAGCUGACACAACAGAUGUUCGACGCCAAGAACAUGAUGGCCGCAUGCGAUCCACGACACGGACGCUAUCUAACUGUGGCCACUAUAUUCAGAGGACGGAUGUCGAUGAAAGAAGUGGACGAACAGAUGCUGAACGUCCAGAACAAGAAUAGCAGUUAUUUUGUCGAAUGGAUACCCAAUAAUGUCAAGACUGCCGUCUGCGACAUUGCGCCAAAAGGUCUUAAGAUGGCCUCGACUUUUAUCGGCAAUUCGACUGCCAUUCAGGAACUGUUCAAACGAGUUUCGGAUCAAUUUAAUGCUAUGUUCCGGCGAAAGGCUUUCCUUCACUGGUAUACCGGGGAAGGUAUGGAUGAGAUGGAGUUUACCGAAGCCGAGUCCAAUAUGAGCGACUUGGUCUCCGAGUAUCAACAAUAUCAGGAGGCGUCGGCCGAAGAUGAGGGCGAAUUUGAUGACCAACUACUCGAUGAACAACACGAUUAACUAAACUGAAACUCUUUAUUAAAACUAAUAAUAACUCAUAAAUUGGAUGUUUUUUUAUAUUUAUAUUAUUUUAUAAUUAUUUACAA
Oppia nitens is the source of this 1735-nucleotide messenger RNA. RefSeq names its product tubulin beta chain-like. Lineage: Eukaryota; Metazoa; Arthropoda; Arachnida; Sarcoptiformes; Oppiidae. Bases 309 to 1649 code for a protein of 446 amino acids. The record is from RefSeq and is a predicted model, not a curated record. Gene Ontology annotation, molecular function: GTP binding; GTPase activity; structural constituent of cytoskeleton. Gene Ontology annotation, biological process: mitotic cell cycle; microtubule cytoskeleton organization. The transcript is spliced from 4 exons. Gene Ontology annotation, cellular component: cytoplasm; microtubule.